GACAGAUCCUGCCUUCCUAUCAUUACAAUUAAUGUGGAUACUCAUUCAUGUGUCCAAACUUUUCCUCAUAGUACAACCAUGUUCUGCAACAUGCAAUGAGGCAAAGAAGACAGGGUCCAUUGUUGUGAAACUCUUGAAUGUCGAACUCCAACUGCCCAUGAAGAGACAGCUUGAAGUCUUUGCAAUGCAGUUAAUUCACCGAAACGUGGAAUUUUCAGCUUUUGGAUUCUGCAACCUAGAUUUUCCUCUUAUAGCAUCAAUUGCUGGAGCUGUUACCACAUAUUUAGUAAUUCUAAUUCAGUUCCAGAACUCAGAUACAGGGAGUACACCAAACAAUCCAGCCAAUUAAACAUCUACAAAAUGUAAAUAAAUCUUGAAAUAAAUGCCACCUUUUUUGUACUAGCAAUUUAUGUGGCAUGUUAAUAGCACUUAUUUAUUUACUCAUG
This is a messenger RNA of Schistocerca serialis cubense, 446 nucleotides long. RefSeq names its product putative gustatory receptor 28b. The transcript is spliced from 4 exons. The record is from RefSeq and is a predicted model, not a curated record. The coding region runs from base 32 to 349 and encodes 105 amino acids. NCBI's taxonomy places the organism in Eukaryota, Metazoa, Arthropoda, Insecta, Orthoptera, Acrididae. Gene Ontology annotation, biological process: sensory perception of taste. Gene Ontology annotation, cellular component: neuronal cell body; dendrite; axon.